AUGAAUGGGACAAUUGUAAUGGGCCACAAGUAUCGGAAGAGGGCACAAGUGAGCCUACCGGUUAUUCCUGGGCCCAUCACAAUACUGGGAAGGGUGCGGAUCGGCUCAGUACACAAGCAUCCGGAAGGGCCCAAUCGGUCCUCACAUUCAAUAUGCGGAUCGGUCCGGCUGGUAAGGUUUAGGCCCAGUGCACCAAUAUCCGGAAGGCCCGAACUGGCCCAGCACAUGCACAUUCCCACAGAUCGGGCCAGCCAAGGUGGGCCCCAAUAUGCGGGCAAGUCGGGUGGGCCUACCAUGAAGGAAUUCCCGGUAGUGAUGGGCGAGCCAUUAGUAUAUGGAUGUGGUACUGAUUUGGUAGGGGUCACGGAUGGGCCCAGCAAGUUUUUUCGGCCCACCGGAUAUGCAUAUGAUCCCACCUGGAGGGGCAACGUAUAG
Suillus fuscotomentosus is the source of this 435-nucleotide messenger RNA. RefSeq lists its product as uncharacterized. The transcript is spliced from 3 exons. The record is from RefSeq and is a predicted model, not a curated record. The coding region runs from base 1 to 435 and encodes 144 amino acids. NCBI's taxonomy places the organism in Eukaryota, Fungi, Basidiomycota, Agaricomycetes, Boletales, Suillaceae.